AUGCCGGUUUUGGCACCACUAAUUGUUUUCUUUGCGCUGCUCUGUUCAAUAUCUGGGCGCGCGUCCGGAUGCCCUCUCCGUUGCGAAUGCUCAGAAGCCGCGCACACCGUCAAGUGUGUUUCCAAAUAUUUGCGGAGUGUCCCGUCCGGGAUACCAGGGUACACGAGGAAUCUGUUUAUAACGGGAAAUCAGAUAAGCAGAAUUGGACCAGAAUCGUUCAAAGGGCUGGACAAUUUAACCACGUUGUCACUGAGUAACAACAGGAUAACAGAGGUAGAGUCUCAGACGUUUUCUGGACUGCGUUCCCUCCGCUCUCUGGACCUGAGCUCCAACCAGCUGACUGUGAUCAACCCAGAGGCCUUCACUGUUCCGGGCCACACCCUCAGGGAGCUCAACCUCAGCCGAGCUCUCUACAACCACUCCUCUGUCAUGGACCUGGCUGUGUCUCUUCGCUGGUCCACCCUGGGGGAGAUCCGGACCCUGGACCUGUCAGGGAACAGCCUGAUCUACCUGCCCUCUCACACCUUCUCCUACAUGGGGGGUCUGCGGAGGCUCAUCCUGGCCAACAACUCCCUGGUGGCCCUCCACAAUGGCACCUUCUCUGGGCUGGACUCUCUGGAGCAGCUGGAUCUGACCUUCAACGCUCUGCGGACCAUCCAGGAGGAGGGCCUGGCUGAGCUUGACUCGCUGUGUCCCGGGGCGAGACUCAUUCUAGGGGAGAACCCCUGGACCUGUAUCUGUGGCAUGGAGCCCUUCGCUGCCUGGCUCAACUCCUCCCAGGGACAUGUGGGGGACGCAGAGAGCCUGGUGUGUGCCUUCCCCCCAGGCAUGAGGAACAUCUCUCUGCUGAGGCUGGCGGCUGGGGUGGCUGGACAGGCUGGGGUGGGCGGGGACAGGGUGGCGCUGGGGUGCCAAAGGGUGGAUGAGGGGGCGGACCUGGCCCUCCAGACUUCCUACGUGUUCCUUGGGAUCGUCCUGGGCUUCGUGGGACUCGUCUUCCUCUUGGUCCUCUACCUCAACCGGCAGGGCAUCAAGAAGAGGAUCAAUGACAUGCGGGAAGCAUGCACAGAGGUGUUGGAGGGAUACCACUACCGCUACGAGCUCGAUUCCGACCCCAGGCUCUCUCAGGUCUCCACCACAGCAGACAUUUGAUGAUAUCAAGACACUCAAGGGGCUUCCAUGAUCCUUCUUUCAUAAUUGAAAACAUUAGACUUUUUUUCUAUUGCAUUUAUAGAGAAGAUAAUGUAAAAACUGUACAUAUGAAUUGUCUGUAAAUAUAAACAUACAGUAAGUAUAUAACUGGGCAUUGCUAUUGUUUUCCCAGUAGCUAUGUCCAUGAUUAAAGCAUGCACCGUCUGUCUGAUCUGUAUUCCUUCUCAACCAGUCCUCCCUUUUAGUCCACACAUCGUCUGAGACUAGGGAUUACCCCUGGCUAACAAAUAAAGGGGCAUGGACUGUGAAAGAGAACUGUUGUAUGGAUGGGGGACUGACUGACUGUUCUUCUACAUAGAUUUUCCCCUCUUAAAAGAGGUGCUUCUCUGUCUGUCCUAGAGUGAAGUGUCACGUGAA
Molecule: messenger RNA, 1569 nt
Organism: Salvelinus namaycush (lake trout)
Lineage: Eukaryota; Metazoa; Chordata; Actinopteri; Salmoniformes; Salmonidae
Product: trophoblast glycoprotein-like
Exons: 2
Coding region: 1-1152 (383 amino acids)
Biological process (GO): negative regulation of canonical Wnt signaling pathway
Cellular component (GO): plasma membrane
Molecular function (GO): protein binding
Source: RefSeq, a predicted model, not a curated record